AUGGAGCUAUUUGCAGAAACAAUUGCCAAUCAGUACAAGCUAGUUGGCAAGGACCAUAUGGAUGCCAUUAUAAACUAUAUAGUCGGUCCUGGGGAAAAGUAUGCGAUUGCCUUGAUGAACGGUGAGUAUGAUGAUGAGUCCUUAAAGUUCUUGGAUCUCCUUUUACGAUUCUCAGCACUUGACCAGUCAAAUAUUAUCAUCAACGGCCCAUCUGAUGAAAAACGGGAGAAGGUUCUCUUCCUACUAUACAAAUUAUUCCACGCGCCUGGCUAUCCUCAGGUCGACGAUUGUGCCGUUAUUCUGCUUUUAGAAUUUUGGACUGAAGUUGCAAGCGAUAUAGACGAGCUGGUUCUUGAUGGUGCACUGGCGAUUUCUGAAGAAAUUAAACAAAAGCUUGCCAGGGUUAUUACUGAGGGUUAUGACAAACUACGUUUCCCAAGCCACGAAGUUUCCGAGACUUGGGAUGACAACGAGUUGAGAUUGUUCGUUUAUUUCCGCCGUGAAUUUGCUGAGUACCUCCUUGAGGUAUAUCCACUGUUAGGAGUGGACGUUAUUCGCCAUAUUCUGGAACAGGCUUCGAACUCAAUUGCGAAGAACGAUUGGGAAGGGUUCGAGGUUGCAAUCUAUUGUUUGGGAUCCCUUGCGGAAUCUGUUGCUGAAAACGAGCAUGCCGACCAUCUUCUUGACGACCUAUUCUGCUCAGAAGUGUUUCAGUCAGUAUGUUUCGGUCACAAGGAAAUUCCUCUAAAGGUACGGCAAACCAUGGCCGACAUGAUCGACCAUUAUACUCCAUAUUUUGCUAGGAAUGGGAAGCUCCUUACCCCGGUGUUGAACUUCUUGUUUAGCUCCCUUGAUUUCCCUUCUUGCGACCCAGUGGCCUCACGAUCUAUCUCCUCGCUCUGUCAGUCAUGCCGAAAGUUCCUCCCUAUGCAUUCCCAGGGAUUUAUCGAUAAAUUUCACCAGCUAUGUACCAAGAGUUCACUCAGUGACUCCACCCUAGAGCGUGUUGUAGAGGGAAUUGCUGCGGUCAUCCAGGCGACGGAACUUGAUAGAGAGAGAGCUGUUGCUCUAUUGAAAUUACUUAACCCUUUACUCCAAGAGGCACAGGCAGCCUGUCAACAAGCGAGCAAUGGGCAAUAUGAAGAGGGUCUGGCGCGAAGUUUAAUAGUAAUGCGUUGCACGGCGAGUAUUGGAAGGGGUAUUCGCGCUCCAGAUGACGAUGUGAUUGAUCUUGAUACCCACGAUUCCCAGCCUGCAUCCGACUCAUUCUGGGCCAAUGACCCUCUCGGAGUAUCUGUUACGGAAACUGUUAUUUGCAUCCUUGACACAUUAGUGGGCCAGUUUCCCAACGAGAGCUACAUGAUUGAGGCGACUUGCGACGUACUCAAGGCUGGUUACACUGAGAGGCACCCAGGCCCUUAUGUUCUCCCAACCCAAGUAACCGUUCGCUUUGUGAAGGCCACAAAUAUCUCAUCUCCUCGUCUUUCUAACGUGAUGGCUACCGCUACUGCAUUUUUGGCCUCCCGGUCUUCAACCCCCCUUGUCAUUGAACAGGAAGUUACGGAAUUGACCCUGCACACAGCUACUUUAAUACAAACCUUGACAGUCUCGGCCAACAGCUAUGAUCCAGAAGCGGCACACAGCUGUAUAGACUUCCUUACCCGUCUCAUCCCAAGAUAUUAUGUGCAAUUCUUUAACCUGCAGUACGUGGAUACUACUCCGCCCCCUCUUCCUGCAAUCCUUAGCUUCACUCUGGAUGUGCUCAAGAGGCCUGAACCCUUACCUCUUCGCGCAUCUUGCUCAUUCUGGGCUGCCAUAUUAUCCCUAACCGACCUGCCUGCUGGGCUAAUCUCAACCGGGGCCUCUACGGGCCCUCCCCGGCCUAACGAACCUCCAGGAUUCCUGGACCCUUAUCUUCGCGUACUUGGCGAAACUGUUAUGCACCAGAUUGCUGGGAACUGUGCCCGUUCCGAUCUGGACCAUUUCUGUGAGGUCAUUAAGAAAUUUGUCUUCAAACAUCAGGGCGCUGCUCGGCUCUAUUUUGGCAAUGGACUGGCAUCUCUGGAUGUUUCACUCAAAGCUCCUGCCUCUGACACUGGAGCGUCACAGUCAUUGCCGGCACCAUCUGUUACACAGCAGGACUUACAAAAGUUUCUUUCUACCAUUAUUUCUCUCCGAGGGGCAAGACAGACGAAUGCAAAUGUCAAAAAUUUCUGGGUAUCUAACCGGGGUAAAGGGUUUGCAUACGUAUAA
Messenger RNA from Trichophyton rubrum CBS 118892, 2253 nucleotides. RefSeq lists its product as uncharacterized. Lineage: Eukaryota; Fungi; Ascomycota; Eurotiomycetes; Onygenales; Arthrodermataceae. The transcript has a single exon. Gene Ontology annotation, biological process: protein import into nucleus. Gene Ontology annotation, cellular component: nuclear membrane; cytoplasm. The record is from RefSeq and is a predicted model, not a curated record. The coding region runs from base 1 to 2253 and encodes 750 amino acids.